CUGACACGCUCAUAUCAGCGUCUGCACUCUUCUUAUUAUAAAUCAUUCCUCCUAUUCUCUCUCUUUAAUUGUCUCUCUCUCUCUUUCUCUCACAAGACGAACCAGAUGAGACUCCAAUGCUUUGUUUGCCUGUUACUGUUUCUCAUCAUUGUUUCAGUUCAGUUAGAUGAGACACUAUCCUUAAGAAGAGACAUGACAAAGCUUCUUGAAAUCCAAGACAAGAUCCACGAAAGACUCGCAACCGCUCCCUCUCUCCCACCACCAUUGUCUUCCCCUUCAUCUCCAUUUCCCAAAAUGGUGGGGAGAGUGAUAUACCCAAUAAGCUACGGAGCUGACCCAACAGGUGGACAAGACAGCAGCGACGCAAUACUUGAAGCUUUAACCGAUGCUUUUCAGUUACACAUCGAGCUUCACAUGCUGCCACGUGUCGCUGAUCUAGGAGGUGUUGUUAUUGAUCUCCAAGGUGGCAGUUACAAGAUCGGAAAACCUCUCCGGUUCCCUUCCUCCGGUGGCGGAAACCUCCUGGUAAAAGGAGGGACAUUCCGUGCAUCAGAAGUGUUUCCCGGUGAUCGACAUUUGGUAGAACUCUUAGCAGCAAACUCAGGGAUCUUGUUUGAGGAUGUGACCUUCAAAGACGUUCUGUUCGACUCAAGCUUCAGAGGUGGGGGCCUCGCGGUGGUAAACUCAGCUCGCAUCCGUAUAACAGAUUGCUACUUCCUCCAUUUCACAACGCACGGGAUCAAAGUCCAGGGAGGUCACGAGACAUACAUCUCCAACACCUUCCUGGGACAGCACUCGACCGUAGGGGGAGACAGACAGGAAAGAGAGUUCUCCGGGACAGGUAUCGAUAUCUCUAGCAAUGACAACGCCAUCACCGACGUAGUGAUCUUCUCUGCUGGGAUCGGUAUCUUGUUGAACGGACAGGCGAAUAUGGUCACGGGCGUGCAUUGCUACAACAAAGCUACGUGGUUUGGCGGGAUUGGUAUCUUAGUGAAGUCUCAUUUAACGAGGAUAGAUAAUUGCUACCUCGACUACACGGGGAUAGUCAUCGAAGACCCUGUUCACGUUCACGUCACGAACGCUCUCUUCUUGGGGGAUGCGAACAUCGUGUUGAGAUCGGUGCAUGGGAAGAAGAUUCACGGUGUGAACAUCGUCAACAACAUGUUCAGUGGCGAUCCUAAACACAGCUUCCCGAUCGUUAAGAUAGAAGGAGAGUUUGAUGAGGUUGAGCAAGUUGUGAUCGAUCAGAACAAUGUGGAAGGGAUGACGUUGAGAUCAACAACAGGGAAGGCGAAGGUUUCAUCUAAUGGGACGAGAUGGGUCGCAGACUUUGCAUCUGUUUUGGUUUUCCCUAACCGGAUAAACCAUUACCAGCAUUCGUUUUUGGUUCAAUCAGGAGAGAUACCUGCGAGUGCUGUGACUAAUGUUUCAAACAAUGUGGUAGUUGUGGAAACUGAUAGAGCUGUAACUGGAACCGUGUCGGUGAUUGUUUAUCAGUAGUAAAAAAAACAACAUUUUUGUUUAUAUUGAUCAUUGUGACGAGA
Raphanus sativus (radish) is the source of this 1544-nucleotide messenger RNA. Its product is annotated as polygalacturonase QRT3. The transcript is spliced from 3 exons. The record is from RefSeq and is a predicted model, not a curated record. Gene Ontology annotation, molecular function: polygalacturonase activity. The coding region runs from base 106 to 1500 and encodes 464 amino acids. NCBI's taxonomy places the organism in Eukaryota, Viridiplantae, Streptophyta, Magnoliopsida, Brassicales, Brassicaceae.